GCUUGCGCAGUGUCAGGACGCGGGCGUUUCUCUCUUUUUUUCGAAUCGGUUUUGAGGGGUAGAUUCGAGUUACAAAAUGGCGGCCUAGAGUGCGCUCCCCGCCGUUUCCCUGGUGGCGUCUGGCUUAGUGGAUGUCUCCGCGUCUCGGUGCCGAGCUCACAGACACGCGGCCCCCGGGGGACAUGGUGUUGGAGACUCCGGGCUUGCUGGCCACCAAGUCCUCCGAGGCUCUCAGCGGACCGGAAGCGGCCAGUCGCCGCUUGGGCCGCGAGCGCGGCCAUCGCCGCGGCGGCCCUGCUCACCGCCGCGCCCACGACCCAGCGAGAGCCGCGGCUGCCGCCGGAGAGGUUCGAAAAAAUGGCCAAAAGAAUUGCCGAGAAGGAGUUGACAGAUAGAAAUUGGGACCAAGAAGAUGAAGCUGAAGAGGUGGGAACGUUCUCCGUGGCCAGUGAGGAGGUCUUGAAGAACAGAGCCAUAAAAAAAGCCAAGCGGAGAAAUGUUGGAUCUGAAUCCGACAGUGGAGGAGCCUUCAAAGGUUUUAAAGGCUUGGUUGUGCCUUCUGGAGGCGGAGGGUUUUCUGGAUUUGGUAGUAGCCCUGGAGGGAAGCCUCUGGAAGGACUGUCAAAUGGAAACGGCACUAGUGCCCCUCCCUUCACUGGUUCAAGGGCAGCAGCAGAGCCCAAAGCAACCUUUGGUUCUUUUGUUACAAAUGGCCCUGCUGCCUUGGUGGAUAAAAAGAUUCCAGAUCCCAAAACCAAUGGCAACGGUCAGCAGCCCUCAUCCUCCGGCCUUGCUUCAAGCACAGCCUGUGCAGGGAGCACCUACCACAAACAGCUGGCUGCUUUGAACUGCUCGGUUCGGGACUGGAUAGUGAAGCAUGUGAACACAAAUCCCCUGUGUGACCUGACACCCAUCUUUAAGGACUAUGAGAACUACCUAGCCACCAUUGAGCAGCAGCACGAGAACAGUGGUGGCGGAAGCUCUGGAAGCGAAACGAACAGGCUGUCAGUUGACGCGCAGCCCCCUUCCCUGUUUGGGUCCACAAAACUACAACAAGAGUCAACAUUUUUAUUUCAUGGCAACAAAACCGAGGACACCUCUGAGAAGAAGAUAGAGGUUGUGUUGGAAAAGAAGACCGACACAGCACCAGAAGCAGCGAGUGUCUCAUUUAAUUUUGGCAAGAAAAUUGAUAGCUCCGUUUUGGGCUCAUUAAGCUCUGGUCCUUCAACUGGAUUUUCAUUUUCCCCUGGAAACUCCAGUUUAUUUGGCAAAGAUAUUACCCAGAGUAAACCAGUUUCUUCACCAUUUUCUGCUAAAACAUUGGAGGGUCAAACAGAAGGUGGCAGUAAUGAAUGCAAAGGUGGAGAUGAAGAGGAGAGUGAUGAGCCUCCCAAGGUGGUGGUUACUGAAGUGAAGGAGGAAGAUGCUUUCUACUCCACCAAGUGUAAACUGUUUUACAAGAAAGACAACGAAUUUAAAGAGAAGGGUGUGGGUACCCUGCAUUUAAAACCUACAGUGAGCCGGAAGACGCAGCUCUUGGUGCGGGCUGAUACCAAUCUAGGCAAUAUAUUGUUGAAUGUUUUGAUUCCACCCAAUAUGCCAUGUACCCGAACAGGGAAAAAUAACGUACUUAUUGUCUGCAUUCCAAACCCGCCACUCGACGAGAAGAGCGCCACCGUCCCUGUCACCAUGUUGAUUCGGGUGAAAACUAGCGAGGAUGCAGAUGAGUUGCACAGAAUUUUACUGGAGAAAAAGGGUGCCUGAGGGCGAAGUCGGAGGAGGAAUUGCCAGGUCGCUGCUGCCGUCUCUCCUUCAACUUAGUCAGUUUUCUUUUCUUUGACCUUCUAAGGACUUCUGGAUAACUUAAAACUGUCGUGGGGAAGAUUAAGGCCAAUAAAACCUUUCAAUGUUUUAUUUCAAUGUCAAGGAACUGUAUUCUCCCUUCUUAAGAACUGACAACUGUGCAAAAUACAUUCAAAUGAAAUUUUUUGGAAGUUUUUUUUAAUGUUCAUUUGUUUAUUAAACUAACCGUUCGUGAUUUCUUAAUGGACUGCAGUCAGGGUAUGGAUUACCUUUCCCAAAGGCUUUUCUGAUCCAUGAGUUUCGGGGUCGCUGCCAGCACUGGCAAGGCUUCCCAACAGCAGAAGCAGCAGCCUGGAAGAAACCUGCCGGUGUGGUUCUUACCUGUGGGCGCGACCGGUGUGUGAGACCAGCACUCUACCAAAUGAACCAUGCCGCCAUGCUGUGAUAGAUGUUUGCCUUUUGCUCUGGUGUAUGUUUUAUUUUCAGACUGCCAUGUGGCUGCUGAGUGUUCACUGUCAGUACAUCAUCAGCUUAUGAUUUGCAAACAUUAGCCUUUAACCCUGUGGGCUGCUUUACUGCAAUUCAGGAACUGCAUUUCCAUUUUAAAAGGAAGCAGGUUGCUCGGGGAGGAGUUCUUGGUUUUUGCAUAUCUGGUUUUGUAGUUUUUAUUCAUGAGGUGCUAUUAUUUGUUUACCCCACAGAGACAAGAUAGAAGGGGAUUAUUGCCAGGAAUGGAUUUUAAAAGCACAAAUUUGGUAGCUUAUCAUUUCUAGACCAUGGACAUCAAACCCUUAGGGAAAAAGUGAAGUCAAGUGCCCUGGGAAAGAAAAAUGUGUACAUAGCCACUGCACCUUAGGUGAGCCUGCAGAGGUAGAGUAACAGAUGAAACUACAUAAGAGGAGCUGGGAUUCCCUGGGAAAGGUGGGCUUAAGGUAGUGGAAAAGGAAACCAUGUGUGGACGUAAGAAUAAAAUAUUCAGUGUGUCCUUUUGGAGCAGUGGUUAUGCACAAGAAUAUCCACGUCCCUUCUCCAGAGCUGUCAGGUAGCUCUAACUUGCUUUGAAGACUGGGCAUGUGCAUUACGUGCAAGACUUAAGGUCUAGAUUCCCACUUUGAUUCUUUGUUCAAGUGCCAGCUGAUGCUGUUUCAGGGCUCAGGGUCACUGCCCACUGUAUAUUCUCAUCUUCAGUAUGUAAUGUGUCUGACAGAGUAAUCAAAGUUAUGUGUGGGUGCUUUUAGAAACUAGUCUUCAGGUGUGAAGUUUGGGGUACCUUGGAUGAGACAGCUGCUCUUGAGCCCCUGCGGUAAGGAGAUCAUGAGAUUAUUGCCCAUUACUAAGCGGUUUUCUGAUUCCAUUGGGAGACUGGCUUAGUGGGUGGCUUUGAAUAAAUACAUGCAGAGAAGUGUGUUGUGCUGUUAGGGAUGCGGUUCAACUUUUACUGUAUUGUGCAACCUAGGGAGGAAGUGGCAGUUAGUUUUGCAUUUACCUUUAGAAUCGAGAAUGCUCGGGGCUGGGGAGAUAGCUCAGUUGGUAGAGUGCUUACCUCGCAAGCACAAGGACCUGGGUUCAAUCCCCAGCACCGCAAAAAAAAAAAGAGAGAAUGCUCAAGAGUUUUUGUUAAAGGUGAUUUAUGGUAAGCCAGUGGUUGACACUGUUGAAUAGGGCAGGCACCCUGCCGUGUUCAUAUUAAGUUUAUCCAGCUUUCUGAAAACAAGAGGAAAUAGGAGAACAAAUUUCAGGAUGUGACAGCUGAGCUUCACCUGCUCCCCUGGCACCAGCCGGCAUGGUAGCUUGCAGGCUGCAGAGGAACGAAGCAGUGUCUGCGAGGCGGUAUGGGGCGAGCUCUGCACGUGCAUGGAUGUGUACAAAGAUGGCGUGACAGCUUGCGUGGCCCGACCUCCCUUGGAACCUGGCUGGUUCCUGAACUAGUGGAUGCGUGUGGCUUUUUUUUUUUUUUUUUUUUUUUUCCUAACAUUCCCAGCAAAUUUUUGCUGCUAAGACUAUCGCUAUUAAAGUGAGAAUUACAGGGAAAAAUGAUACGUAUACCAAGACUCAAAAUGUGAUAUUUUCUUAAAAAUUUUUAUGCUGUAGGAUCUUGUUGGACCCACUUAGUGUAUACAUAUAAAUGAACCUGAGUAUGAGUGGAUUUUAUGGUAAAAUCCAACACCUUAUAUAUUGCUUGGGGGAAGGGGCCCCUGGAGGGCUUACCCAUUUUUUUCUCCAUUGUUAGUAAUUAAUUCUAUCCUGUGGGUUAUUUUAGUCUGAUUUUUUUUUUUUUUAAUGUUAGAAGUUAGACUUUAGAAUGUUCAGUAUAGACUGAAAGUUUCCAUCUUUAGUUUGAAAACCUGUAACUUGCAUCUCAUGUGAGGCUCAUGUAUAUGUGUGCACACAUACACAUACAUGUUUUUUAAAUUCUAAGUCAGAUUUCAUCUUGAUCUCAUUCUGGAAGUGGGAACUUUAAGAGAAACAUUUUCUGUAAUAGCUGCAGAGGACAGCAACAUGUCAAGACUGGUCUUUUCUUUCAGUCCUGCACUGAGCACAGGCCUCUGUUCCUGGCCAGUGGCAGUCAUGGUAAGGACUAAGGACUCUCUGUUUGAUGCAGACACAACUGUAAGGGACAUGCAAAACUUCUUAGCAGUCAAAUUGAUAAAUUGUUUGCUUUUUAUUUUAUGCUCUGUAUCCCGUGGCCUUUUUUUCACCCCAAAGUAAUGGGUCCUUGCCAUUCCCCUUAAGCAAACGCGGGUGUUGUGUUGCCUGUUGUACUAGAACCACACUGGAAACACUGGUUUUAAAAGAACUUGAGUGUUUUACCUGGGAGGCCAGAUCUGACUGUGGACUGAUUUUCUCGAAGAGAAUUACUGUUUUUACAGUUUGAAUUAUAAACCAUAUUCUAUGCUGCAUGCCAAAAAAAAAAAAAUUGCCUGUUCUUGGAGAGAGAAUAAUCCCUCUUAGCAUUAGAAUUCAAAACAGGUUUCACCAAGAGCCUUCCAGUGUGUGCUGGAGGUCAGCAGGUCUGGUCCUUGGCGUCCUCAGUUACUCUCACAUCUCUGCAGAGCCAGUGCAGGGGCCGCGCAUUGGAAUGCUCUGCAGACUGGCUCUCUCAAACCCGAGUCUUCUCAAAGUGGACACUUCAAGGGAAAUAUGGCUUGCUCUGUCCUGUGCAGAGGACAGCAACGUGUCAAGACUGGUCUUUCCCUCCAGUCCUGCACUGAGCACAGGCCUGUGUUCCUGGCCAGUGGCAAUCAUGGUAAGGACUAAGGACUCUCCGUUUGAUGCAGACAUGACUGUAAGGGACAUACAAAACUUCUUAGCAAUCAAAUGGAUAAAUUGUUUGCUUUUUACUUUGAAUAGGAAAUUGUUUUCUAAGACUAAAAUACUUGAAUUGUCAAACAAUCUCAGUUUGUAUUAGUUUUGAAUGAUCCCAUUGAGGAAGUGUUAAUCCAUGAAAUGUGAAUAAAUGGAAAGUAAAAGUCA
Molecule: messenger RNA, 5277 nt
Organism: Sciurus carolinensis (gray squirrel)
Lineage: Eukaryota; Metazoa; Chordata; Mammalia; Rodentia; Sciuridae
Gene: Nup50
Product: nucleoporin 50
Exons: 8
Coding region: 358-1764 (468 amino acids)
Biological process (GO): protein import into nucleus
Cellular component (GO): nuclear pore
Source: RefSeq, a predicted model, not a curated record